Messenger RNA from Aspergillus alliaceus, 605 nucleotides. RefSeq lists its product as uncharacterized. The transcript is spliced from 3 exons. The annotation marks the transcript as partial. The record is from RefSeq and is a predicted model, not a curated record. NCBI's taxonomy places the organism in Eukaryota, Fungi, Ascomycota, Eurotiomycetes, Eurotiales, Aspergillaceae.
CGCUAAUAUCUGGGCGCAAUGAAUUUCGCUCCUUAUCAGGAUGAAUCGCCAGAGGUCGAACGGGCAAUGUCGCCUGCCCUCAGCGAUGCCCAUCGCGUGAAAUCACCACCCAACAUCCGAUCUCCUCGCGGCUCUCCUCCAGUUUCAGGUCUCGCACCCAACGCGCUUCCGUCACCGAGUCAUUUUGCUGGCGGGGUUCAUACAGAAGCAAGCGGUUUCGGAAACAAUGGCUACGGUAGAGAUGUAGAGGGUGGGAGAUGGAAUAUGGGAGCUUUCGAUACAAGUCUACCCAUCCGGAUGGAUUUUGAAGCUAUGCUGGCAUAUCUGCUUCUGCCUCCUGCGGGUGGCGUUUUCCUGCUGCUACUAGAACACAAAAGCGAUUAUGUACGCUUUCACGCAUGGCAGUCAAGCAUGCUUUUUACUGUCAUGUUUAUAAUUCAUCUCUUGUUCGCUUGGUCUAGCUUUUUUUCGUGGACCUUGCUCUUAUGCGAUCUGGGUAUGAUCGGCUUCUUGAGCAUGCGUGCUUAUCGCGACGGUAAGUCCAAGAAAUAUGCGUCAGGGAUCCAGACUAAACAAAUCUUAGUGGACACGCUUGACCACUACGA